AAGUAAACCAUAGCCUGUCUACAAAUAGUUUACCUACCGACUGUGGGUCGGGUCUUUACAGAAACAAAAUGCUGGUUGUCAUAAUAACUUAUGUCUAUAAUAACAUACAAAACGUUUCUUAAAAUUAGUAAUCAUUACAUAAAUACGAUUGUAACGCCAAUAACAGUGAAUAAACAUACUUUUAUAUUCUGACAACACAUUCUUAACAUUUAAAGAAAACUAUUCACAACUGUUCAUAUGUCUGCUGUUUUUGACAAAUAAGUUUGAUGGCCGAUAUCUACCGGUGGAAUGUUUCAUCCAGAGAGCAUUUAGUUUCUUUUGUUUUCUCACAAGUAAAUACAGUAACACCAAUGACAAAAAAAUCCAGGGACAAGCUUAUAUUGCCUACUAUCUUUUGAAUACGGAAAACAUUUACAAGAUUCCUUCUUGAGUAAGUCAGCCAUCAGUACGUAUUACAUUAAAGGCAUUCAGUGUUACGUCUUCUGUUAUAUAUUUUAACAGUGCAUGUUAUGUUUAGUGUUAUGCUAGGGACAGGUAACACCAAUGACAUUUUACACUAAUCUCGAAUAAAAUCUCUAUCACGGCUGAUUACUAGAGGUAUCGUUAAAGACAACAAAUUUAGUUUUCUAUAUAUAAAUAAAAAAAAGAAUCUUGAAUUCUAGUAGGCAACAUUUAAACUGUAUUUUAAUAGUAAAUACGAUAUCGGUUUUUUUGUAACCUAGGGGAGAUUCUUGUUGAAAAAUGGGCUUAAAUUCGGUAAACAUUUCAGUUUUUAAGCCCAUGGGCUUCAUUUCAUGUAGGAUUAAACACGGGAAAGCCCGAUAUUUCUUUACUUUAUUAUUUAUUUAUUUAUUUAUUCUUUUCUUUUUUUUUUACUUUAUGGAGGUCAAAGUUCAAACGACAAACAAUAAUUGCGUGACGUCAUCUACAUAUAAGGGCGGUUUUACAACAGCUUGUUCUGAAUGUGUACGUAAACCCUAUGACCUGACCUAAAUGGAAAGAGCUAGAGCGCUCGCUCGAGAUGCAAUGGGUUGUGCGGUGUGGAAUGACACGGGCUGCCAGGCAAUGUCCCACGACACCAAAGUCAUAUGCAGGGGAUACAUUUGUCCGAGAUGCGAUGGGUCGUGUUGUGUGGAUGGACACGUGCUUACCCCAAUCCCGGGAAUAUCCGACGACACCAAAGCCACGGUCAGCGUCUCACUUACUGGAGAGAGAACGCUCGUCCGAGAUGCGAUGGGUUGUCGAUGUGGAUGGACAUGGGAUUCGGGGAAAGGGAUGCCCCACGACACCAAAGCCAUGGUCUAGCAUUCAUCUGACCUCAACUGAUGUUGGUAAACCUACCACACCAAAAAGCAAAAAGUCUGACGGUUGCACUGAUCAAACAAUCAGCUCUGCAACAUGGCGGCUGGCCGGAUAGUCAAUGCCAGACAUCUUCGGACCAUUGGUUUUUCUUCGUACACAAUAAAUAUACUUAAUCAGAAAUCUAAUCAUAGGUUUUCAAUAUAGCCUAUAUAUAUAUAUGACAAAAGGUACACUUUUUUACUUUCAUCUGUUUAAACUUGCACUAUAAAAUAAAAUAAUUUUUUCUAUGUUUAGGAAAAAUAAAAAUAUGCAGACACGAAAACAUGUGACACCGUCUGCUCAUCUUGUCACGUGGAAAUGAACAUUUUAAAUAUAGGCUACUGGGGAAUCACUUUGCAUAUAAUGAUAUAUAUAAAUAUAAGGAGUGAACUGGCAGGGCUGAGCCAUGGUGAAAGUUCCGGGGGGCAAAAGUUUCGGCAUUCUGAAGAUUUUAGAGCCUUAUUUGACUAAUUUCCGAGGAUCUUAAUUCCAAAUUAACAAUUCCAUGAAGUUGAAUUUUUUUUGCCAUUUUCCUGAUUCACACUAAAAUAUAUAGAAAACAAUUUAAUUUUGUCAAGCCAUACUCGGUUCAAUUGUACACCUGAUUGACAACAGGGUGAGGCAUAUUAUUUUUGCUAACGGAAUGGCUUUUAUGAACAAAACUUUGAAAUAACAGUAUAUGUUUGGAAUGAACAUAAAAAUUGCCCAGGAAGGGUGUGGCUAGCCACUCUAUUCACACCCUCCCCAGGAUCCGCCACUGAGAUGUGUAUAUUCUAAACAAGAAGAUGUAUUUGUAUGCCAUUUUAUUUGUUAAAAAGGCUCUAUAAAAACCUGUUCACAUGCACACAUUUGCAUACAAAGAGUAUUUGUUUACAUAUAUGCAAAUUUGCACACUUGAGUAAAUUUGGUCACCUAGUGGAAACAAAAUGCAAAUUAACUUUUGCAUAUACAAGUAAGAGUAUUUCAGACAAUUUUUGGUCAUGUGUACACACAGCGAAACUUGCUUACCUGAGCAAAUGCGAUUUUAUACUCGGGCCAUCUUCCUUUUAUACACAUGGGUAAAAUAUGCAUAUAUGUAUGUUUACUCAUGAGUGUAAAUUUUGGUCAUGUGAAUGGGGUUUUAGUCGGAAACAUUUUACAGUAGCAGUAAACUCCGGACUGUCCCUUUUAACAUAUACUUUACACCAAAACCUUGUCAUGUCAUGUCAUGUCAUAGGGUUUUACGUGCACAUUCAGAA
Molecule: messenger RNA, 2579 nt
Organism: Gigantopelta aegis
Lineage: Eukaryota; Metazoa; Mollusca; Gastropoda; Neomphalida; Peltospiridae
Exons: 4
Coding region: 1022-1417 (131 amino acids)
Source: RefSeq, a predicted model, not a curated record